This is a messenger RNA of Dromaius novaehollandiae (emu), 1572 nucleotides long. Its product is annotated as olfactory receptor 51G2-like. The record is from RefSeq and is a predicted model, not a curated record. Gene Ontology annotation, cellular component: plasma membrane. The transcript has 2 exons. The coding region runs from base 244 to 1182 and encodes 312 amino acids. NCBI's taxonomy places the organism in Eukaryota, Metazoa, Chordata, Aves, Casuariiformes, Dromaiidae. Gene Ontology annotation, biological process: G protein-coupled receptor signaling pathway. Gene Ontology annotation, molecular function: olfactory receptor activity; G protein-coupled receptor activity.
CUACUCUGGUCCCUUGGACUUUGAAGGCUGCAGAGUAGCAGAUGUGUUCCUGGGAGGAAUCGUCCAAUCUGGUUUCAUCCUAGGGGAAUCCAGGCUGCAUGCUCCAAGAUGACCCAUGAUGUGAAAUCAAGCUCUUGAACUGGAAAUUGGCAGGACACUUGCUUCAAAAGUGCUCUCCUGACCUAAUGAUGUGUUGGAUCUGAUAGUGGAACUUGGACAGGACAAAGAUGUUGCCUUAGGAAAAUGAGCAACAGCAGCUUCCUUAGACCUUCUACAUUGCUUCUAACAGGAAUCCCAGGAAUGGCAGGUGGGAACAUGUGGAUUGCUAUGCCUUUCUGCUCCAUGUACCUGAUUUCCAUCCUAGGCAAUAGCACGGUUCUCUUGGUCAUCAAGGCAGAGCGCAGCCUCCACAAGCCCAUGUACCUCUUCCUGUCCAUGUUGGCUGUGGCAGAGCUUGGGGUGUCUCUGUCUACGCUCCCCACGGUGCUGAGCGUGCUGCUCUUUGAUUCACGGGAGAUCGGGUUUGAUGCCUGCCUCACUCAGAUGUUCUUCAUUCACUGCUUUUCCAUCAUGGACUCAGGGGUGCUGUGGGCCAUGGCCUUCGACCGCUUCGUGGCCAUCUACAGCCCCCUGCAAUACGCAUCUGUCCUGACCAACCCACGGAUAGGCCUCAUUGGGCUGGGGCUCACCGUGAGGAGCGUGAGCGUCUCGAUCCCCUUGCCGAUACUUCUGAGGAGGCUGCCAUUCUGCAGAUCCCAUGUGCUGGCUCACUCCUUCUGUCUGCACCCCAACUUAAUCCAGCUGCCAUGUGCACACGUCGAGGUGAACAGCAUGUACGGCUUAUUUGUCCUGCUGGCCACAUUUGGGCUCGACUCCCUGUCUAUUGUGCUGUCUUAUGUCAUGAUCAUUAAGACUGUGCUGAGCAUUGCAUCCAAGAGAGAGCGCCUCAAGGCCCUAAACACCUGCGUCUCUCAUAUCUGUGCUGUGCUGAUUUAUUACAUCCCAAUGAUUGGCUUAUCCAUGGUGUACAGGUUUGGGAAACAUGCGUCUCCUCUGAUCCAUGUCCUCAUGGCCAAUAUCUACCUUCUUGUCCCCCCCGUGUUAAACCCCAUCGUUUACAGUGUGAAAACUAAACCGAUCCGCAGAGGUAUAUGCAAACUACUAACUCCAACAUGGCACUGAUAUAAUACACGGCAUAUCCAAGAGAUUUUGCACGUGGUAAAACAGCUGGGGAAUACUAGUUUAGAGGCUGUCUGCUCCACCUUGUCAUCCAUGUGCCUCUGGAGGAUCCUGAAUUUUUAAACUCUUUCCAUGCUGCAGGUAAGGUGUAUCCUGUUUCUAGGCUCCCACCAUUGUCUUGGUUGAACAAAGGAGCACUGCAGUAUCUACAGCCUUCUAUAUAUUUAUCCCAUUCCCGGUCCAUUAUGUGGGAGAGGUGACUACCUGAGGUUCCCCAAAGGAAGUCCCUUUUCUCAGACAAAUAGGCCAUAGCAAUGGAGGUGUGGGGAGAAGGGGCUCUCAUCUGUGCAAUGACACUGAGUCAUCUGGGCCCAGAGCUCCUGACCUCCUCAA